CAACAACAAUAAUAUCAUCAACAACAACUACAACAACAACACCGAAACCAUUCAGUUCUCUCAGCUCUUGGGAUCGUUCCUCCUCUUCUCUUCCAACAUCACAAACACAACAACCACAACAACAACUCAACCCACAAACAACGUCACAAUGGCCGCCAAGCUCUCCGCCGAUCUCCUCUUCCAGAUGGCCAAGGUCCGCCGCUCCAUCUACCCCCUGAACAAGACUCUCCCCAUUUCCACCUCUCGCAUCCACGAGAUCGUCAAGGAGGCCACCCUCCACACUCCCUCCUCCUUCAACGUCCAGACCAACCGUGCCGUCGUCCUCUUUGGCGCCGAGCACGAGAAGCUCUGGGACAUCACCCACGACACCCUCAAGGCCAUUGUCCCCGAGGAGCAGUUCAAGUCCACCGCCGACAAGCUCGCCCUCUUCAAGGGCGGUGCCGGCACCGUCCUCUUCUACGAGGACACCGAUGCCACCAAGGCUCUGCAGGCCAAGUUCCCCAUCUACGCCGACCGCUUCCCUCCCUGGGCCGUUCAGUCCCUGGGCAUGGAGCAGCUGCUCAUCUGGACCGCCCUUGAGGUCGAGGGCCUGGGCGCCAACCUCCAGCACUACAACCCCCUGAUCGACGCCAAGGUUGCUGAGACCUGGGGCGUUCCCUCCAACUGGAGACUCGAUGCCCAGCUUGUCUUUGGUGGCAAGGCUGGCGAGGCUGGUCCCAAGGAGUUCCAGGACAUUGACGAGCGUGUCAAGGUCCACGGUGCUUAAGUGUUUUCUUGGUUAAAAAUUGUCAGAUGAAAAUGAAUGGGAAUGCAUAGGCCGGAGUUUUGUUAAGCUUAUCUUUAGACUUGCAGUCAUAGAUAGAGAUAUACACUUGUUUGCUUUUUUGU
Trichoderma virens Gv29-8 is the source of this 888-nucleotide messenger RNA. RefSeq lists its product as uncharacterized. Lineage: Eukaryota; Fungi; Ascomycota; Sordariomycetes; Hypocreales; Hypocreaceae. The record is from RefSeq and is a predicted model, not a curated record. Gene Ontology annotation, biological process: cellular response to oxidative stress. The coding region runs from base 149 to 766 and encodes 205 amino acids. The transcript has a single exon.